GAUAUUGAUCUGUCCGCAUAUCCGCAGAGUACCAGUCAAUUAUUAUGCACACGUACGUACGUAUACAUGUACAUGUACAUGUAGUAAUAUUUUGAAUGACAAUGCAAUCAUUUCAGUGUGAAUAAUUCUUGUGUACUGGGUGCGGUUAUGAACGUUCUAGUACAUGAACUCGACUGAAACAGGAUCUGUUGUAAUUAAUUACAAACAAGUGAACUUGGAAUAAUGGCGUCCACACGUAGCAAACCUAUGGAGCAUCAGAUUGACAGGCAGAAAUCGGGUACAGCAAUAACAGGUGAACUGCUGAAAGAUGCCAAUGAUUGUCUCAUUGAUAAGGCACUGAGCACGCUCGUGGCUAUGGCACAGAACAAACCCAAACUCAGUUCAACUCUGCAGAAUGCGCUUGUGCCAUGCACGGUAGUUGCACCGUACAUGAAUCCACUGGAUGCGCUGGCUGCAGCUAACGAGACAUCCACUCAACCAACAGUCUCCGUCGAUGUUCCUCACGCAAAGAGGCGGGUUUACACGGUGCUGGAAACGGUGCAGAAGGCAAGCAAAGCAUGGCUGGGAUUGAAAAGAUCGGAGGGGCGGAAGUACGAUUUGGCACCGCGACAGAGCGACAUAGAGAAGGAGAUUGUGAUAGGCGCCAUCGAGUGGCUACAGAGCUUACCUGAAGGCACUGAGGAUUCCCUGGUGGCUGAACUUGUCCAGAGAUGCGAGAAAGAAGCAGACUGCUCCAGGUUGGUUCUAAAAAAGUUCCAGAAGGCAGGUUAUUUGCGAUUGGAUGAGCAUGGUCGACUCACGUACCACUUGCCGCAAACUAAGCCAGGACCGUCAUCUCAACCAAGGGGCGCCCAAGCCCGUGUUCUUUGUCGCCUGCGUGAUUGUCCACCCACAAUCAGGCCAGUGACAGAAGCCAAAUUUCUUGAGUUUGUCCAACCGGUCUGUAAGGCGUGGUUCACUGUCCCACCUGCUAGAUUUCUCGGAAUGAACAUGAAACGAAUAAGGCACAGAAAUGUCAAAGAGAGCAAAAAAUCUGAAUCGGGGAAGAACGAUUCAAAAUCUGAGCCGCAAAAAUCGAAACAGUCAGAGACAGAAUCGGCAUCGCAGAUGGAAACCGAAUUUGCUAUUGGAGUAUACACUGGAGAGAAUAAUGUCCGAGAGCACAUUUCCAUCACCCCCGGCGGAGUGACCGGUAUCGAAGUAUCGGUUACUGGUCAGGCCACCCUAGCCAAGAGGCUUAAGAAACCAUCUGCCAAGAGACUGGAUAAUGCCAACAGGAUGCGCGCCGUCGGUCAAACCAAAGGCCUAUCUGACUGCCUCACUCAACGUAUGACCGUCGCAGUACGUGGCCAUAAUGCUGUCCUUGUGCCUGCUAACGAGGAGGAAAAGAAAAACAUCAUCUCUAAGGUGACAAGUUGGCUUUCAUCAAUGCACAACUGUUCAUCUACAUGUACAGGACAAUCUGCACAGCAGCAAACGGUGCCCAAGCUCCAGCAGGAACUGGCCAACAUGUGCGUGGGCAAAGUGCGACGUCUUGCCCCUUCAACCAUCACUAACUUGCUUCAAACCGCUGGUUACAUCUCCAUCGGUGGAGAUCACAAAGUAGCCUACAAUCUCCCGACCAACCGAGGAGACAACACAAGCAAGACGGCGACGCCUACCUGGCAGCAGAAGACAGUCGAGUUGGCUGUCAAGAAUUGUAAUUUCUCGAGUCGUCUCCGACAGGCUUUUCCUCGCCGUAAGACAAAGGGUGCGAAAGAAGUCCCAGUCAAGAAGACUAAAAAUGUCCAAACACAGCAGAGCUACACGGCUGCUAUGCUUCAGGAUGAUGAAGACAUCGGUGACGAUUAUUUAUGUGGUGACUACGGUCUCGAUGAUUACGGCGAUGCCUACGAUGAUGGUAUUGGUAACUUUGAUGAUGUUCUCGACUGUUACGAUCCAUAUGACGAUUAUGGUUGUGAAGACUAUUAAGGUGACGUGAUGGAAAAAAGGGGGAAAAAUUGAAACAGUGCAUCAUAGCUCUCUGAUUUAGGGGUGUUGGUAUAGCUUCGUAUACGAUCAACAGUAACCUUUGAGACCGGCUUGUCAUUGCAUGCAGUGCAAUGUCAGCCCUUUAUUACUUCGGCCGCGUAGAUUUUUUUUGUCGCCCCCCCCCCCCCAAAAGGCGAAAAGUGCUUGUGAUUUUAGCUUUCUGAUGUUUUGGAAUCUACUCUACGAAAAUGCCUUGCAGAUGCAUGUAUACCACUGAACCCUUGAUAUAAAGGGCGAGUCAAAAAAAGCGGAACCAAAAC
This is a messenger RNA of Patiria miniata (bat star), 2291 nucleotides long. RefSeq lists its product as uncharacterized. The transcript has a single exon. The record is from RefSeq and is a predicted model, not a curated record. The coding region runs from base 223 to 1971 and encodes 582 amino acids. NCBI's taxonomy places the organism in Eukaryota, Metazoa, Echinodermata, Asteroidea, Valvatida, Asterinidae.